Molecule: messenger RNA, 2643 nt
Organism: Cornus florida
Lineage: Eukaryota; Viridiplantae; Streptophyta; Magnoliopsida; Cornales; Cornaceae
Exons: 5
Coding region: 775-2571 (598 amino acids)
Biological process (GO): photosynthesis, light reaction; photosynthetic electron transport chain
Cellular component (GO): membrane; photosystem
Molecular function (GO): chlorophyll binding; protein binding
Source: RefSeq, a predicted model, not a curated record
UUGAAUCACGUGACCCCACUUUUCCUCUUUCAUGGACAUCACAUUUCGUCUCUCUCUAGUUUCUGUCUGUAACAACAAUGGAGUCCCGAGUUCUCUCCGGCGCCAACACAAUCUCUCUCCAUCGAUUUCUAUCUCCUCUGCAAUGCUUCCACCAAUCGCCGCCAUCUCCACCAAUCGCCGCCACCACUAUUCUACACAGACCUCCCCUGAGGUAUUCAAUCAUUCCACUCAACGCUCAAAUUCAUCUAUAUUUCUACAAACAUAUGUGUGUGUAUAUAUAUAUGUGUGGUUCAACUUAUUCUUUCCGUUUUUGUAUUUUAAUCUUGUGGCUCUGCUUGCUAGUGGGGAUGUGUUGGCUUUAGUUUUGUUCUCUGCAAUCGGAAGUUUCAGUCAUGGUGGUAAACCGGAUAUCUCUCUCACUCUCAAUAUAAUAAUACAGCAGUGGACUGGGUGUGGUGGACCGGAGACGGCGGUGGUGGGUGGUGGUUCGCUCGAGACUCGUCCACUAAUCUAGAAAUCAACUUCAAUCUGGUUGGCUAUGAUUUCGAAUCAGGGAUUUUUUUUUUUUUUUUUUUUGCAACAAUGCAUUAAUCUGGUUCCAUCAUUGUCUUCAAAAAUUACUUAUCUAUAUAUAUAUAUAUAUAUAUAUAUAUAUGUAUAUAUUAGAUGUAUAUGCAUAGAUCUACAUCCUAUGUGUGAGAGGAGUUAGAAAAGAGAAGGAGACAGUUUUUUCCCACCGAUCAAAAUGAGCUGCAAGUACAAGUACAAGGAAAAAUGGUUUUAUGCAUUAGGAGGGGCAAAAAAGUAAAAAAAAAAAAAAAAACUGCUUUUUUCCAUAAUAUUCAGGACCCUCUAGAUUCCAACCCACUUUACUUUGCUGUUGAAGUCUCAAAUUUUCUCGUUCUCAUUCUAACAGUCAACCCUCACCCCAUGGAAGCAAAAACUGGUAAUACAGUACGCUUAAGAUGGACGAUUGAGAAAUUUACAAGGCUGAAUACCAAGAGGGUAUACUCUGAAAGUUUCUAUGUUGGAGGAUACAAAUGGCAUGUAAUUAUAUAUCCAAAGGGAAACAGGGAUGCAGACCAUUUGGGGAUCUAUUUAGAUGUUGCGGAUUCAGAAACUUUGCCAUUUGGGUGGACUAAAUACGUAAAAUACAACUUCUCUGUGAUCAAUCAUAUUGAUAACAAGUCCACAGUGAAUAAAGGCUGUGAGCACCAGUUCCAUUUACAACAAAAUAAUUGGGGUAUCUCAAAUUUCAUGCCUCUUAGUGAACUGUAUGACCUUGGUAGAGGUUAUAUUGUGAACGAUACAUGUGUAGUUGAAGUUGAUUUUCCUGGCUUGCGUUCAGUUGAACUUAAGGUUGAUGCGGCAAAGACUGCCUCGGCCAAAGGUGAAACUCCCAAGUCUACUUCUCAAGGGGAUAUUGAUAGGAACACUAGACAGACUGCUUCUGGUACCGAUACAAUCCCGCCUCAAACUGAUACCUUGGACCCUCCUCCUGCCAGUAAAUCAGCAACCGAAGCAAUCAAGACUUUGGUCCCCCAAACCACUCCAAUUGUUGAAACGGAAUCAAAGGUUAAAUCCCCUCAGGCCAAAGAUCCGGAAGUUGAGUUGCCGAGGAGUACUCCAACGAGUGCUCCUCCUGAGUCAUCUUCAUUUGAUGACAUUGGUGGAAUUUGGCAUAUCUUAACCAAACCCUUCGCAUGGGCUCGAUGCACACUUGUCUGGUCGGGAGAGGCUUACUUAUCUUAUAGGUUAGGUGCUUUAGCGGUUUUUGGUUUCAUUGCUUGUUGCUUUGUCGGUUUCAUUGCUUGUUGCUUUGUCUGGUUCAAUAAUCCCGCUUAUCCUAGUGAGUUUUACGGACCCACUGGACCAGCAACUUCUCAAGCUCAAGCAUUUACUUUUCUAGUCAGAGAUGCCUGUAUCUCCAAGUUAGUGUAUGCAGCAGAGACUGAUGCAAUCUUUGACUCCACUACUGAAGGAUCGGUCACGACCUCCAUUCCUCAAUUAACUAUUGAUGAAGCCAAAAAUAUCUUUAUAGAGAUGCUAUCUCGGGACCUAUCAGAAAUUCCUUAUUUGGCCGCACGCCUUACAGAAUCCAUCAGAGUCUUGUCACAGUGCUGUGACCUUACUCCAGCCCAGCUUGCAGAGUUGAACACCUUUAAGGUUGAGUUUCCAACACUUCUCCAAACUUACCAGACUUCCAAUCAUACUUUGAAGGAGGUUGAGGAAAAAAUGGCAGAAAAGCAAGGAACAAAGAAGUCUUUGGUUGAGAAAAUAAAGAUUGAUACAUUUGCAUUCCAAAUGCAGAGGGCUAUUCACACGGAUUUGAUAUCGAAGGAGGCCAAUCUGCAGGCUGACCUGACAAAGAUCUCUGAGAAGAAGAGAAGUGCUGAGAAAGAGUUGAAGCAACUGCAUGAAAAGAUGGUUAAUCUAGAACAGUCUAGAUCCUCUGUUCUUGAGGAGAUCUCAACUCUUGAGUCUGAGAAGAAGACUGCAGAGAUCUCUUUGUCGUCGGUCCAACAAAAGUGGACUAAGCUUAGGAACAUAUUCAUGGAACCAAACAAUUAAUCUCUUCUAUUUGCGAGGCGAUAAACAUUUGUUGGGUACUUUGAUAUUGUCUAUAUAGGUUCUUUCAUUUCA